Marmota monax (woodchuck) is the source of this 5152-nucleotide messenger RNA. It is a transcript of the gene Srl, whose product is annotated as sarcalumenin. Bases 13 to 2778 code for a protein of 921 amino acids. NCBI's taxonomy places the organism in Eukaryota, Metazoa, Chordata, Mammalia, Rodentia, Sciuridae. The record is from RefSeq and is a predicted model, not a curated record. The transcript is spliced from 7 exons. Gene Ontology annotation, molecular function: GTP binding.
UUGGCAGUCACCAUGAGGGCGCUGCUCCUGCUCUGCUGCUUCCUGGCCUCGCUCCUGCUCUCAGGACAAUCAGAACUGCAAGUCCCUGCUUCGGGUGGCACAGAAGAUGUUGGCAAUUUGUUGGAGAAUCAUUUCUCUGCUGGAGACGCAAGUCUAGAGGAAAAAGAAAGGGCGCUUAAUGCAGAUGCGGCCCCUGGAGACAAGAAUCUGCUCCUUCACUACCCAGACCACAGGGAGGCUGAGAGCUCGGAGCAGACCGCCACCGGGGCCCCUCCUGCUGACACUGGCCCAGGCCCCGAGCCAGAAGCCAGCCUCUCCAAUGCCUCAGCCUCAGAGUCAGCUCCACCUGGGGAUGCUACAGGGACUGGGGAGGAAGAGAAGGGGCCACCAGUGGCAGGCACCCUCCUUCCAGGAGGGGAUGAGGGUCCCGUGGAAGAGGAGAGACCAGAGCUCAGUUUGGGAGAGGGACCAGGAGAGGAAGAGGCUGGGCUGGGGCACCCCACUUUGGGAACUUCCAGUGGGGAGGCAGAAGGACAGGAGGAGAGUGACAAGGAAGCCAGGGGAUUCCUAGGAGACAGCUCCAUGCAGGGAACAGUAUCAGGGGUGACAGAGCCUGAAGCCUUGGGGGCCUCUCCUAGGGGAGAGGAUAAAGAGGUCCACACCCCAGAGGCAGAAGGCAAGGGCAGCCCAGGGCCUGAUCACCAGCUGGUAGAGCCAAAUGGAGCCCCCAUCACCACAUCUGCUGGAGAAGAGUCAGAGAAUGACAAGGACACAGAAGCUGGAGAGGGGGCUGAGGACCAGCCACAGCCCCAGGCCGAUGAUGCCCUGGAGGCAGAAGGCGAGGGCAUCCCAGAGCCUGACCACCCACCAGCAGAGCUAGAUGGAAUCCCUGUGGCCACACCUAUGGGAGUAGAGUUGGAGGCUGAACUGGACACAGAAGCCGGGGAGGGGUCCAAGAACCUGGGGGAACCCAGCCUCAGCCAGGAGGCUGGCCUAGCCACAGAGGCCAGUGAAGAGUCUGGGGGUGCCCAGAGCUCCAGCACCGGGGAGACCCAGGAGGACCUUCCCCCUGAGGGCUGGGCACCAGGGAUGCCUGAGGAGGAGCCAGAUGAGGCCUCCUCUGAAGAAGAGGGUGGUGAAGAAGGUGAAAGUGAGGAAGAAGGAGGAGUUCCAUCCAAAGAAGAGUCUGGAGAAGACAGUGGCGAUGGGGCUAGCUCAGAAGAGGAGGGGGGCACCUCCCAGGAGUCUGGGGAGCCCCAGGAAGCAGCAGGAGCCACGAACUCUGGGCAGGAAGGGGCCCAGCUUGGCACAGAGGAAUUAAAUACAGGGUCUGAGGGUGGUGAGGCCCAGGACUCUGAUGCAGAAGAGCCGGAAGAGGGACAUCAGGGGAGGGGGAAUCCUGUAAUUGCUCCUCAGGAAGAAACGGAGGAUGUGAGUGAAGAAGCCCCAAUGAGGGACCGCUCCCACAUCGAGACCACCCUGAUGCUGAAUGAGGACAAGCCAGCUGAUGAUUACUCAGCGGUGCUGCAGCGGCUUCGAAAGAUCUACCAUUCAUCCAUCAAGCCCCUGGAGCAGUCUUACAAAUACAAUGAGCUUCGGCAGCAUGAGAUCACAGAUGGGGAGAUCACUUCCAAGCCAAUGGUGCUGUUCCUGGGACCAUGGAGCGUUGGUAAAUCCACCAUGAUAAACUACCUUCUUGGGUUAGAAAACACUCGCUACCAGCUCUAUACAGGUGCUGAGCCCACCACAUCCGAGUUCACGGUACUGAUGCACGGGCCCAAGCUGAAAACCAUCGAGGGCAUUGUCAUGGCUGCUGACAGUUCCCGGUCCUUCUCGCCCCUCGAAAAGUUUGGCCAGAAUUUUCUGGAGAAGCUGAUUGGUAUUGAGGUUCCUCACAAACUUCUGGAGCGGGUCACUUUUGUGGAUACACCAGGCAUCAUUGAGAAUCGCAAACAACAAGAAAGAGGAUACCCCUUCAACGAUGUGUGCCAGUGGUUCAUCGAUAGAGCCGACCUCAUCUUUGUUGUCUUUGACCCCACCAAGCUGGAUGUGGGUCUGGAGCUGGAGAUGCUCUUUCGCCAGCUGAAGGGACGUGAGUCUCAGAUAAGGAUCAUCCUGAACAAGGCUGACAACCUGGCCACACAGAUGCUCAUGCGAGUGUAUGGGGCCCUCUUCUGGAGCUUGGCCCCUCUCAUAAAUGUCACAGAGCCUCCAAGGGUUUAUGUCAGCUCCUUCUGGCCACAAGACUAUAAACCUGACACUCACCGGGAACUGUUCCUCAAAGAAGAGAUCUCCCUUCUAGAAGACCUGAACCAGGUGAUUGAAAACAGGUUGGAGAACAAGAUUGCUUUCAUCCGCCAACAUGCCAUUCGGGUCCGCAUUCAUGCCCUCUUGGUUGACCGCUAUCUGCAGACUUACAAGGACAAAAUGACCUUCUUCAGUGAUGGAGAACUGGUCUUUAAGGACAUUGUGGAAGAUCCUGAUAAAUUCUACAUCUUUAAGACCAUCCUGGCAAAGACCAAUGUUAGCAAGUUUGACCUUCCCAACCGAGAGGCCUACAAGGACUUCUUUGGCAUCAACCCCAUUUCCAAUUUCAAACUCCUUUCUCAGCAGUGCUCCUACAUGGGAGGUUGCUUUCUGGAGAAGAUAGAGCGGGCCAUCACCCAGGAGCUUCCCAGCCUCCUGGGUAGCCUCGGGUUGGGGAAGAAUCCAGGUGCUCUCAACUGUGACAAAACAGGGUGUAGUGAAACCCCAAAGAAUCGCUACAAGAAGCACUAGAUAGUGUGUAGCUCUUCUCGGGUCCCUGUUGGUGAAUGAGCUUGUGUCUGAGAAGUCCUGGUUUAUUAACCCUUUGAGCCACACUGGUGAGAAUCAGUACACACUGGAGAUUUGGGAGUUUUGUUGAGGCCUGUGGUAGGUGAAGGUGUGUGGGUCUAGGAAGGAGAGCGGAAACUGUGAAUUAUAGUGUGCUUUUCUUGUUGCUUCAGUUAGGAGGCCUGAUUGGGGCAAAUCAGGCUCUACUUGCUUUUCCUGGGUCCUGUCUUGAAGGGACAGAGAGCAGCUAAAUUCUAGUGUAUACUAAAUGAGGGUCAAAUAAGCUAAACACAGCCUGAGUGAAGAGGGCUCUCAGGUCCAUGUUGGCUCCUUCCACACACGGUCUUCUGUUUGUUCCCCAAACCUCCUCUACUCUCUCCCAAGCUUGGGCUGACUUUCAAAGGCAGAUAGCCUCUUGGAUCUAAAUUUACCUGAAUUUUGAGCCUGUCCCAAGUACCUCUUCACUGUUUCUCCAUAACACUGAGAGAGAACAAGAGUGCCUAGGUCAGGGUGAGGAUCUGCCUCCCAAAUGCCAUUUCUGUGAUGUCCCAGCUGGGGAGAUCAGACCCAUCACUGGCCCCAAGAGGUGGUGAGUGGGUGGUGGCCUCAGGCUGUUCCCUCUUGGAUGUAACUUAAGUGAGGGUACUGGAAGGGCUCAGAGGGUUAAUUGGUUUGCAGUGUGUCUUUGUCUAUUGCAUGUCUUGGAAAACUCAGAUCCCAAAGGUGUUGGGUUUCAGAGUGGACAAUGGAGACUUUGUUCCUUGUCCUUAGGGACUUUGCUGGGCAGUCAGCCUCUCCCAAAUUUAGGAAGAGGCUGUUCCACAAUUUCUCUGUGGAAGCACUUGGCAGAAAAGUUGUUUCUUCAGUUUUCCCAUUACUAUGGCUUUUCCUUUCUUUUCUUCUCCAUUCCCUGAUAUACCAACACUUAAACCAGAGAAACUUCCUACGAUGAGAACCAGCACCAGCCAUCUGGCAUCAGUGGCAACUGAAGCUUAGGGUUUAGCGUCCACCUGUCCUUGACAUGGAUAGCUGUGGACUGUACCACAGGACAUCCAGGGCUUUCAAACACCAGUGAGUGUGGAUAUGUGUGUACAUCAUCCAAGAGAGGUCAGGAAGAUGACAAACCUGAGGCCACAGAGAAAGAACUCAUCAUGAGAGUCCUGCAUGGCCGGCAAGCACUGUCCCCUCGGAGGGGCACAGAGACCCAAUGGAUAAGUGCCCUUUGAAGGGAGCAUGUACUGUGAGAUGUGUGCAUACAGGGAUAGCCCAGGCCUGCCUUGAAGGGCUCCUUUUGAUGGACACAUCUGGCCACUCCUCUUGGGAGCAAGCUAUCCUUGGGUCCUUAAUCCUGUCCUGGGUCAGGACCCACCAGCACUGAGUAGUCAUCUGGAUCAGAAGGAAAUUUUGAGAAAAAGGUUGAUUAGGAAAUGUAAGUAGAUUGGUGAUCAGAUGGGGUCCAGAAAGAACCCCAAUUUGAUUUAGUAUUGCUCAGAAUUCGGAGCAGUCCCAUGCCUGCUGCAAGAGAGGCUGCUGCUUUGGACUUUAUGGAGGACUCAGAUCCUCUCACGGACAGCCAGAGCCUCCAAACCCACCAGGACACUGUUUCAAGGAGCAAGCCAACUGGAAAAGAAAAGCGAGUUCUGUAAGGGACACCCAUGAAGCCUGGUAGCUGGGGCAGAUGAGUUGCAAUCUGUCCUUGGACUUUUCUUCUCCCCCAAAUGAACAACCCCAACCCCUUGGCCUCACUUCCAAACCACUUAUCCUCUUGGAAGACUAUCCCUCCUGCCUGUCUCUUUCACACUGCUCAUCCCUGUUGGUUGCUUUUGGUGAAUCUGUUUUUUUUCUUAAUGCAGUCAGGGAAAUAAAAAGUUCAGGACUAUAUGGGCCUUUUUUUAGCUGUGAUGUCACCAUAAUUUUGGGAAGCAGGGGGGAUGAAGCUAAUCAGUUCAUGCAGUAUUAGUAUUUUGGGGGGGCUAUAUUAUCAGUGUGUCCUCCCACUUUUGGAUUUUUCUUUUCUCCAUCUAUUUUCCUUUUCUUUUUUCUUCUUUCUCUCCAUUCUGUUCCUCUCCUCGCUGUCUGCCUUACCUUUCCUUGACUGCCCACAGGCCUGUUGAUCAAUCAACACAGGUUCUAAGUGCCCGUUCUUUGCCCAGCUCCGUGGAGGAUUCUGACUCUUAAAGAUGAUGGGGCUGGGAACUGGGGAAACUUGGGACCCAGAGAUUCCCCAAGAGGGGUCCCUGUGAAUAUUUGUGGAGGAAUAGGGGCUGACCCUUUCCAGUGACCUUUAGAUUCUGACUUUACCAGGGAGAAUAUUUCAAUAAAGUUCCUAUCUCUUUAA